This is a messenger RNA of Lingula anatina, 3342 nucleotides long. RefSeq lists its product as uncharacterized. The record is from RefSeq and is a predicted model, not a curated record. NCBI's taxonomy places the organism in Eukaryota, Metazoa, Brachiopoda, Lingulata, Lingulida, Lingulidae. Gene Ontology annotation, cellular component: nucleus. Gene Ontology annotation, molecular function: RNA polymerase II transcription regulatory region sequence-specific DNA binding; DNA-binding transcription factor activity, RNA polymerase II-specific. Gene Ontology annotation, biological process: regulation of transcription by RNA polymerase II.
GUAAGGAAAAUCAUGAUCUAGGCACUAAAAGCCCUUGAAGUUAUACCGCAAAAGAGCUUGAUAGUAUGUCGAUGCAAUAUUUUCAUUAUCUGAAAUAUUAUUGCAUAUGCAAACCUUCUGUGAAUAUUUAAGUGUGCUAAGCGAGGCGCACCUGACCGAUUCCACUGUGUUGCUGCCGGGGAGGGCACUCGCCUGGAGCGGAGGGCUGCGUAGACUGGAGACUGCAGGGCAGUGAAGUGUUGUGUUGAAGUCACCACAGUCAUGGCGAUACCAUGUCAGCUUUAUCACGGCAGGCCGUAUGUGGACUUGACGAAGGCACUGGGAUACAUCAGCCAUGACUGUUGCAAGGACACACUGGCCCAUCUGGGAAAACAAGGUCCAAGUGAUCAAAACAAAGAAAUUGAAACAAACCAAUUUUCCCAAAACACCUCAGUGACUGGUCUAAAAAUCCAAGAUGUCAGGAGCAUUUCUGUUUUUUCAUCCAGUGAAGAUGAUACAUGUCAAUUUUUAGACAGUGGGAAAGAUUUGUUGGGAAACAGUAACCAUGCCACAACAAAGAUAAUCACAGAAGAGGAAAAAGAAACCUUAAACCAAAAUGAGAAAGUGGAAGCUGAUCAAACAAUAGACAGUUCUGUUGAAAGCAAUGUGCAUGUAAUCUUACCUGAUGUGGACAAUUCUUACAGUAAAGACAUUGAAAGUGACAAUCCAAAGAAAAAAGGAGAAUUGCUAUCAAAAGCAUUUGACUGCAAAAUCGGUGAAGCUGUUUUUUCAAAUGUUGAGCAACAAAAUACAAUAUCAAGUCAGACUGAAAAAAAUGUUGUAAUGGAAGAUCAUGAAGCAUUUCUAGAAGAAUCCUCCACUUUGCAAAACCAACAAAAAAUUCACAUUUCUGAAAAAAGGGACAGAAAUGAAUCUCCUUUAGGUGGAGAACAUGACACUUUACCAUUAGCAGGAAUUGAUGCCCGUGAGAAUGAUUCCAAGGUGUCAGAGACCUCCUUAGAACUUGAUGAAGAACUGGUGCAUUCACUCACCAAGGAGUAUGGGUUGAAUAUCAGCCCCAUAUAUGAUAACACAACCCAAGAUCUUGCCCUGGAGGCUUUUUUAUUGUUACUGUUCACAUGCACAGAUGAAAAGACACUGCCAUUUGAACAGAGGGAUAUAUACAGGCAGGUGGUAUGUGAAAUGUGUCAGGUGUACGCUCAGUAUGUGGCCACUGCCCAGGAUACCUAUUGCUCUUCAGGGCUACAAAUUCCUGUGGGGUACAGUGCAAAGGCUUGCAAAUCCCCACCUCCAGCCCCCGAGAAACCUCGACCAAAGCUUGCUGUAAAGCUUAAACCUAAGGGACUAACCAAAUCUGGAAAACGGAGAGGUAGACCGCCUAAAGUGAAGAAUCAGGAAACUACAAAAAGCAGGCAAAUAGGACUUUAUGAUUUUGAGACAACACAGGCAGAUGUUCGACCAACAAGGAAUUCUGUUAGAAGGCACUCAUCACCGGCAUUAAAGACACCAGUUAAUCAAAUAGAAAAGGAAGACAUUAUCUUGGAAACAGCUCCAUCUAGUGGUGAAGAAAAUGAGCAGUGGGCAACAAAAGAUGAUGACUGUGAUGAUGCUAAAGAUCCAGAUUACAAACCAAAGAAGAAAUAUGUUCCCAAGCAGAAACAGAAAGACACAGAUGACCUUUUCCUUGGAAAAGAGUUAAUUUUUACCUGUACAUCAUGUGGAAAAGUCUUUGGGAAAAGAGAGACACUUAUGCGCCAUCGUAGAGUUCUAUGCCUUGUAAAACCCAGCAAAGCUGCUGGCCCUUUAGCAUGUGACGUAUGUGGCAAAAUAUUUCCACGUAAGAAAAAUCUUCAGAAACAUAGAAGACGCCAUUUUGGAAAAAAGCAGUACAAAUGUCGACGCUGUGAUACACAGUUUCAAUCCUGGGAUGAACUCGUUGAGCACAGAGGAUCGCAUGGCAAAAGGCUAUUCAAGUGUUCCCUCUGCGAUAAACUUCUUGCAAGCAAACACAGUUUGGAAGUUCAUGAGCGCACACAUACUGACGAGCGGCCAUUUCGUUGUGAACAAUGUGGCAAAUCUUACAGACAACAGAGUAGCUUGCUAUCACAUGUGUUGUCACAUACAGGAGUUAAGAACUUUAUAUGUGAGAUUUGUGGGAAGAUGUUUGCCGAUGGGGUGUCAUUGAAACAGCACAGUGUAAUUCAUAGGGAGAAAAAGCCUUUUCAGUGUAAAGAAUGCGGCAAGGGAUUUAAUAACUCCUCCAACAUGCAGAAGCACAUGUGGCACCAUACGGGUGAGAAACCUCACAAAUGUGAAAUAUGCAACUUGGGAUUCCUGAAACUCGAUCGUCUUAAUGCCCACAUGUGCAGUCACACGGGUGAAAUGCCUUACACCUGUGCUACCUGUGGCAAACAAUUCGCCCACAUCCGUUAUCUAAAACGCCAUGAGCUGACUCACACCGAUGUCCGGCCCUACCAGUGCACCAUUUGUGAAAAAGCCUUCAGGCGUGAACAUCAUUUAAAAGUGCACAUGCGUCGUCACAAUGGUAUACGACCCUAUGCAUGUAGUCACUGCAACCGUAGGUUCACUGAAAAACAUGACUGUAACCGCCAUGAAUUGCUUCACCUGGGGAUCAAGCCUUACCAGUGUGUUGUCUGCCAGAAACAGUUCUCUGAAGUGAGAAUACUCCGAAAACAUAUCAAGGCAACUCAUGGCGAUGCUUAUGCCAACUCUACAGAGAUCAUGUUUCAAAACGUUGCACAGACUGGUACUGCUAACGCAAACACAGCAGCAACUUCAUUACAGGCAGUUCCAGAUGGAUCCCCUAGCACAGCAAUGCUGAGUAAUAUUCCCCAAGCGACCUUGACUUCUGAAGAAUUGGGUCAAGGUCAAGGUCUGCAUGAGGGGAGGAUGGUACCUUCAAGUACCACAGUGCCACUGUCAAUGCUGUUCCCUGUAUCCCAGGGGAGUGGGGAGGAGGCAGCGGCUAAUAGUGGGAAGGUGUUUCAGUGCCAGGGGUGUCUGCUAGGAUUUGAGACAAUGAGCGAUUUGACAUAUCACACACAGCUUUGCCCCAAGAUACAGGUUUUAUCUGCCAUGCAAGGCGUGAAUUAUGUAACCUGGUAGUUUAUUGUAGUUAAUUGGUCUUUUUGAUCAGUUUCUUUUUUUUUUUUAGAUUUUAAAGGAAUCGAUAACUAAUUUUAAUGAAAAAAAAUGACCAAACGCUUUAUUGGCUUAAGACAUAAAUGAUACUUAGACCAAGUGCAGAUAAACCUAUUUUACUAGCUGGAUCAAUUCAACUCUGUGUCGAUUCUCAUUGAAGUGCAUUCAGUGAAAUAAGCU